Saccostrea echinata is the source of this 735-nucleotide messenger RNA. RefSeq lists its product as uncharacterized. Gene Ontology annotation, cellular component: lysosome; extracellular region. The record is from RefSeq and is a predicted model, not a curated record. NCBI's taxonomy places the organism in Eukaryota, Metazoa, Mollusca, Bivalvia, Ostreida, Ostreidae. Gene Ontology annotation, molecular function: calcium ion binding. Gene Ontology annotation, biological process: cell-matrix adhesion. The coding region runs from base 1 to 735 and encodes 244 amino acids. The transcript is spliced from 5 exons.
AUGAACGCAGUAUAUAUCAUUGUAUUGUCUACAUGUAUAGUAGUCAAUAUACAACCUAGCAUCUCUCAAGUAUGCUGCACUCCCGAUCAAUGGGUUGCCGAUAUGUUUCUAGACUAUGGAACAGUAUUUAUCGACGAAAAUCAAGAUGCUCCAAAAACAGCUUACUCUUAUAUCAAUGGGACUGUCAAAACAGCGUAUGAUUACCUAAAUCAAAGGACUUAUCUCAAAUUGAACGGAGCGGAAGUGUCUCCGCUCAUUCCGGGCCCAGCUCCUUUCGACACAACCAUUAUAAAUGACUACAAAAAUGGUGUUCAGUACAACAUCGGACCAGAUGGCAGCUGUCAAAAGAGUACUAUUGAGAACAUGACAAAACAAUGUGUACCAGAUGACGCAAAAUUGGUUAGCACCGGCUCAUUGGCUUCUAGUUGGAAUAAGGUACAGAAUUACAGGUUCACUGCCAAUGAUGACUUACCAAGAUCAGUUGACGCAACAAUUAGCCGAAAUUUACCAACGAACUCCUGCAACCCAGUACAUGUUGUAUAUUUUGUGGGGAGCGCAGAGAAGGGCAGUGGAACACUAAUAAAUUUGGACGCCCUAAAUGUUGUACCUAGCAUUCUUGACCCGAGUGUAUUCAAACCUCCCCCGCAGUGUAAAAACGCCAUGUUUACGGGAAAAGAGGAAAAUGAAAGAAAUACAGUAUUGCACCGCUUAUUUAGAAAGGGACUCUUCAUUUAG